AUCAGUCUUGUGGUUGGGCACAAAAAAUCUUCAUUUUCAAGUGUUGAACAAUCGCCUCAAAUCUAAUUUUAUUUAUGAAAUUAUUUUCAAUCUCUGCGCGCGACCAAGUUGAAUGAAAUCGUAGAGGGGAACGUAUUCAUAAAAUGUAAUGUGUGUUUUAUACCUCUAGUGACUGUGUGCCAACAGUGCUUUACAAACCAAAUAUUUAGUAUUGACUUACAUGUGACACAAAAAUACUACUUGGCAAGGAAAAUUCAAGGUUGGUGAACGAAAUGGGUGAAGAAGCGAACGUGAGGAAGAACAAUAUUGCGAACGGAGUCAAGAUAUCGGUGGUGGAUAUGGCCAGAACAGUCCCAGAUGGGUCCCCCAAAAAAUACCAAAUAAGUGAUCCCGUCAAAGCUAAAGGAGCUAUCCCGCAGCCCUAUUUGACAAUGUUCGCCUCGGAGCUCCUAGGCACCGCCCUCCUCAUGUUCCUGGGGUGCAUGGGGUGCAUAAAAAACUACGACGAACCGACGCCGACACACCACUACGGCGGGCUCACAUUUGGCCUCACUGUCAUGCUCGUGAUCCAGAUUUUGGGGCACAUUUCCGGGGCUCAUUUAAACCCGGCGGUGACUCUGGCCACCGUUUUUUUCGGAAUGGUCAAGCCUCUUAUGGCGGUGGUUUACAUAAUCGCGCAGUUUGUGGGCGCUACUUUAGGCUACGGUUUACUUAAAGUUUUAGUAUCAGAUAAAUAUGCUAAUGAGGGCUUUUGUAUGACUACCAUAGACCCUCACCUGACUGUAGUACAGGGUCUAGGUGUCGAAAUUGUGAUAACUACAGUUUUAAUCCUCAUUUGUUGCGCCGUUUGGGACAAAAGAAACGAGACAAAAGCCGACUCGGUGCCUCUGAGGUUCGGGUUUGCCAUUGCGGCCAUUUCGAUGGCUGCUGGUCCUUUGACUGGCGCUAGUAUGAAUACAGCGAGGUCCUUUGCUCCUCUAGUGUUUGGGGGAAGUUGGACCGAUCAAUGGGUAUUUUGGGUUGGUCCAAACGUGGCGGCUUUGAUCGGCUGUGCUCUUUAUAAGUUUUUAUUCAGUGAUCCUGAUGAUGGCAGUAAGAGGGAGAGCAUUUUUCUAGAUGAUGUUCCACCACAGUCGGCAGAUAAAUUUCCCCGAACACGCUGCUAUUUUCCACAAUCCAAAACGACUUCGUCCCAAGUGCAUCCUUCGGUGGCCGUAGCGGUAAACAACAUUUUAAAAAUGUUGGACACCCAAUUCUCGUCGCAAAACGGUGCCGGAGCGCCCGGAAUAUCUUUCAUAGUGGCCCCACCCGGAGCCGUAACUCCGGAACAAAAUAAAUGGGUUGCACAUGAACCGCCAAGGCAGGAAGGGAAAAAAAUCCAAGUCGGUGAUAACUUAACCACGAUGGACCGAGUGGUAAUUUGUGCCUCGGAGAUUUGUGCAACUGCAAUCCUUGUAUUUCUUGGAUGCGCCGGCUGCAUAAACUUCGGAAUCCCUCCUAAUCACUUACAGAUCUGCCUUACUUUCGGUCUCGCUGUCAUGGUCUCAGUCCAGUGUUUCGGCCACAUUUCCGGAUCUCACAUUAACCCACUGGUGACAGUAGCGGCCGCCACUUUGGGUAACAUUCCACUAAUUCAAGUACCUAUUUAUUUCGUGGGCCAAAUGUUGGGUGCAUUGUCUGGUUUCGGCUUAGUGAAGUUAGCAACCCCCACUGAAUAUUUCGAGACCAACUCGACAGUGGGCUUGUGUUCACCGGCCCUCCACGAGGGAGUCACCCCCUUCCAGGGCCUUUUGAUCGAGUUUCUAAUUUCGCUAAUGCUCACACUUGUGUGUUGUGGCGUUUGGGAUUGCAGGAAUAACACAAAGCACGACUCAGUCCCGCUCAGGUUCGGGCUGGCUAUUGCCGUUUUGGCCUUAUCUGGGGGGCCGUACACUGGAGGGAACAUGAAUCCGGCUAGGAGUUUCGCUCCGGCUUUGAUCAAUGGAGACUGGGACAACCAUUGGAUCUACUGGGUUGGACCGCUGAGUGCUUCGUUUAUCGGCGCUCUGUUCUAUAGGUUCCUGUUUGGGAAGGAACCAGUGGAGGAGGAGCAAGGCAAUGUCGCCGAAACUAUUGCUUUGAAUGAUAAAGCUUAACUCAGUUUAUGUAAUUAAUUACAUUUUUUAAAUUAUUAAA
Tribolium castaneum (red flour beetle) is the source of this 2175-nucleotide messenger RNA. RefSeq lists its product as uncharacterized. The record is from RefSeq and is a predicted model, not a curated record. Gene Ontology annotation, cellular component: plasma membrane. The transcript is spliced from 13 exons. The coding region runs from base 273 to 2135 and encodes 620 amino acids. Gene Ontology annotation, molecular function: channel activity. Gene Ontology annotation, biological process: transmembrane transport. NCBI's taxonomy places the organism in Eukaryota, Metazoa, Arthropoda, Insecta, Coleoptera, Tenebrionidae.